Hydractinia symbiolongicarpus is the source of this 2680-nucleotide messenger RNA. RefSeq lists its product as uncharacterized. The transcript has 5 exons. Bases 1260 to 2426 code for a protein of 388 amino acids. NCBI's taxonomy places the organism in Eukaryota, Metazoa, Cnidaria, Hydrozoa, Anthoathecata, Hydractiniidae. The record is from RefSeq and is a predicted model, not a curated record.
AGAAGCGUUAUUUGAAUUUUGAUGACGUCAACCUAUUCAUCAAAAAAAUAAUUCAGAAGCUUGUUUUCACGUUGCCUCUCUAUUGUGUAGAGCUUAAAGCGCUUAUCAAGAAAAUCUCUAUGAUCAUAUGCUUUUGAUGAGUGGUUAAUGGGAUAUACGAGUUUAAAGAUUUUGUUGACGUCAGCAACGGCCCGUUAAAACCUAAGAAUUUUUUUUUUGGAAAUUUGCAUACCUGUUGCCUCGCAUAGAUCUUGCAGCGCUGAUCAAAAAAAUGUAGAGGAUCAUGCGCUUUAUACACGGUUAAACGGUUGCACUGAUAUUGGGGUUUGAAGGUUUUUUGUUGACGUUCCAACUCGUACAUUCCGAAACGGAUUUGUGGACAUAGGUUUGGGAAACUUACACAAAUUGGUGCCACGUGGUACCUAAUUACCCACGCGGUGAAAAAUCAUUGACGUCACCACCUCGUUCCCAAGUUAUUUGGCCUCAAAGUUUUAAGUGAACUGUAAUGCCUUUAUUAAUUUAAUAUAAGAUAUUGUUGACCUUAAGGUAGUAUAUAUUAUUGACGUCGCGCCGUAACGUCAGAAAAUUUAGCAUUUUAGACAUGCUUUUUUUGGCAACAUCAAAGGAAAAUAAAGACAUCCACUUUGCCUGUCACAGACACACGGAACUGGCGUAUUAUUAUAUAGAUUGAUAUUAAUAAUACCAGAGUAAGAAAUACAGUAUUUGAAAUGAAACAGAAAACCUAUACAAAAUUGUACAAAAUAAAUUUAAAUUUAAUAAAAAACACAAUGGAGUAAUAAAAAUUAUUACCCCAAUUUUGAUAAAAACAUGGUAUUUAAAAAAUAUUUUUGUGUAGUAGACAAGUGAAACAUAAAAUCAUGUUAUAGUUUAUUGAUGUGGUUAUUAGACUGCAUGAGAAAAACUUUAAACAGAAUAUACUAGUGAAGUAAAUACAUUUUUUUAUGAAAUAUCAUCACAAAGUUUUACAUUUUGCAAAUGUGAUUAAAAAUUGAUCUGUAACCUUAUAACUAAUACUCUAAAAUGGAAUUAAUAUUUGACCACAACAAUAUUAAUACAUUUCCCUAGAAGGAAAACCAUUUCCUUUUAGCCCCUCCGACUAUAUACCAUAUAUUUUUCUUGUAGUGAUAUCUGGAAAGGUUGAAGCUAUCAAAACCAAUUUAGUAUUUGCAGUUAAUCAAACUGCUCAAUUGCAAUGGAGAGUUACUCCUGAGAAUGGAGAACGUAUAUAUGUAGUAGAGAUGUAUGUUGUAGGACCUCUUGCUGUUAAAAUAAUGUUUGGAUUUCGGACGGCGGCAAAGCCCCUACAGGCCGGUAAAACAAUGUUUGGUGAGCGAUUAUCUGGACGUUUUUCUAAUAGCACCUAUACGCUAUUCAUCAAAAAGAUACAGUUUAACGAAAACAUGUCUUUCAGAUUCGAAGCUGCAUUUCUAUUACAAUCAAAAGGUCGGUUUGAAAAUGCAACAGUGGUUAUAAAAGACGUUGUAGGUGGACCUGAUGUGUGUGGCAUUUCUCUAAAUUCGAGUUACAUUGUCAACGAAGGAAAACAAUUAUCUUUUAUGAGCGAAGUUUGUGGAAAUCCAAAACCUGUUUUAACUUGGAAAUUGCACAACGAAUUAGACUAUUCAUAUUCUACCGAAGUUGCGCUCAUGAAUAUCGUAUCCAUGCGAUACAGAUAUGUUUAUAAAACUCGACGUCCCGUGACACGUGAAGAUUGUGGAACAAAGCUAGUUUUCAAUGCCACUGGUGCAAAUGGAAUGAUCAAGGGAGAGACACUAAUAGAUGUAGCAUUUUGCCCUCGAAAAUUGCGGAAGGUAAUCUUUUACAAAGAUAAUAAUUGUAUAAAUGGUACAUGGACAAGUGAAGCAACUGGCAAUUGUGCGCUUAACUAUCAUUUGCAAUUUGCACAAAGAAGUGAUAUUUUGAAUACAACCGACACACAUUACGCUGUAUGCAACAUAUUUAAUGUUUCCAGUGUAGUUAUUUGGGCUUCAUAUAAAAACAAUUAUGGCAAGAAAGCAAUAGUAAAUAUCAGUUUAACAACUCCAACACCAUCUACAAAGGUCGUAGAUGCUUGCAAACAUCCUAUAUCGUUUGAAGCAAAAAUGUUGGAUACGAAGAAAUUAUUUGUAACAAUAAUUAUAACGCUGGUUGUCACGCAAAUAGCAAAUAUAUGUAUUUAUGGAGUUGUAAAGCGCAGAGGCGUUAAGACUAAUUGCAGAAAUAAAGAAAGCCGAAAAAAAGACGACGAAAAUACCCAAGAUUAUGAAGUAUUUCCUACCGCAGAAUCUCAUUAUACAGGUCUUCAAUUGGAAGGAAGAAAAGAAACUCCUUAUGCCGAUUUAUCACCAACAACAGUCAACGAGUAUUCAGAAAUUGGAACAGAAGAUAAGUCAAAACAAAUGUAGGCCACUGGAAGAACAUUCUCAUUCUGAUUAGCCUGUCCUAUACAUUUUAUUGAUUUUUGUUAACCCUAUUUAGCCCGGGGUAUAGGGGACGAGUGUAGUCCGUGGGGGAGGGGGGCAAAAUACCCUACCCCACUUGCAUUAGGUUAUAACUUACAAAACGUGGUAAGAAUGAUAUCUGUCACAUGACAAUUAAAAAUCAUGUGUCAAAUGCUGACUUUCAGCAAUUUUUUUGUUGACGUCAUCAUUUUUUUGAA